AUGAGCUACAACCCUUCUUACUGCUGGAUCCUCGGUUGGGCACUGGGCCCCUUCUUCACACAAAGACACAGGGACCCGCAGCGAGUUCCCAAGACCAUCACCCAACUCUAUUCCUACUAUAUUUACAACACCUUAAAAAACCACGGCCGUGAGAUUGAAAGCCCCCGUGAUGUGUUACUGAGGUACACAUUCCUACACCUCACCAUCCAAGAGUUUGUAGCCGCACUGGCACAAUUCCUGACUCCCGAUCGCAGGGAUAUCCUGAAACUCCUCACUGAAGCCCACAGCACGACAGACGGGCGAUUUGAGGUAUUUCUCCGUUUUGUUGCUGGUAUCUCCUUCCCAGGGGCAGCUCGGGGGCUGGAGGAGUUUCUGGGUCCAUUUCCCCAUCAAACCAUCUGCCGAGUGAUUGACUGGGUGAAGGAGGAGGUGAAACGUCAGAGUGGAAACACAGAGAGUCUAACUGGUAAAAGGAGCCUCCUGAACACACUGUACUACCUAUUUGAGUCUCAGAACCGUGGACUGGCUCAGGCCGCACUGGGAGCUGUGGAAACACUUUCAUUCAGUGGAUUGCGACUGACCCCGAUUGACUGCGCCGUCCUGUCUCAUGUCAUUGGGCUCUGUGAUACAAUAAAACACCUCGAUCUGUGGGACUGCUUCAUUCGGUGUGAAGGCCUCCAGCGGCUGGGACCCGGGCUGCACAAAUGCAUGGUGUUGGGACUGGGACUCAAUGACCUGGGAGAUUCGGGAGUGAAACUGGUGUCUGCGUCUCUGAGGGACCCGGAGUGUAAAAUACAGAAACUGUGGCUGAGGGGUGUCGGUCUGACAGAUUCUGGUGCCGAGGAUCUCGCUUCCGCUCUCAGUACUAAUCGCUCACUGACGGAGCUGGACCUGAGUUACAACAAUAUGGGAGAUUCGGGAGUGAACCUGGUGUCAGCUGCUCUGAGGGACCCGGAGUGUAAACUACAGACACUGCGGUUGGGGUGGAACCGUCUCACAGAUUCUGGUGCCCAGGGUCUCGCCUCCGCUCUCAGAACAAACCGUUCACUGAAGGAGCUGGACCUGAGUGGUAGUAAACUGGCAGAUUCGGGAGUGAAACUGGUGUCUGCGGCUCUGAGGGACCGGGAGUGUAAAAUACAGAGACUGCGACUGGGGGUGAACCGUCUCACAGAUUCUGGUGCCAAGGUUCUCGUCUCCGCUCUCAGUGCAAACCGCUCACUGAUGGAACUAGACCUGGGAUCAAACUCCGUCACAGACGGAUCUGUCCCCGCUCUCCGCCGCCUCAUGCUGACCCUCCCGAGUCUGGAGCAGAUCAGGCUGGAGGGGAAUCGGUUCAGUCCGACCGGAGAGAAGGAAUUGAGGUCGCUGCAGGAACCCAGAUCCAGACUGAGGGUGAACGUGUGA
Molecule: messenger RNA, 1404 nt
Organism: Pristis pectinata (smalltooth sawfish)
Lineage: Eukaryota; Metazoa; Chordata; Chondrichthyes; Rhinopristiformes; Pristidae
Product: NACHT, LRR and PYD domains-containing protein 12-like
Exons: 7
Coding region: 1-1404 (467 amino acids)
Molecular function (GO): protein binding
Source: RefSeq, a predicted model, not a curated record